GUCUCAGCUCGGCUCGGAGUGUGUAUAUGUAUAUAACGUGCUCCGGCCACACUCCGCUCAUUCAUACACAUCGGAUCAGCUGCUCCGCACGCCUCCUCCUCCACUUCCCGAUUGUUUAGCCGGCUUCUCCCUGACUCUGCCCCGCGCCUCUCAUGCUGCUGAGCGGACACUCCUCUGUCCCAACCAGCGGUGCCCAGCAGCAGUCAGCGGAGCCCAGCAGGACCGUCAGAGCGGAGCCGAGCCGAGGAAGCCCCCCAGCCGCCUCCAGCACGGGACAGCAAUGCGCCGGCAGCAUGGCCAAAUGGAUCAAGGAGCACCUGGGCUUCAAGAGCUCCAAGCCGCCGCCUCCUGCCCCUCCUAAACCGGAUUACCGGCAGUGCCAGGCAGGAGGAGGGCAGACCCACCACCACCAUCAUCACCACCACCUGCACUCCACCGGACUCCAAUUCCCCGUCACCCCCGCCGGACAGCCCGAUAUCCUCACUGCCUACAAGCUGCAGAAGGAGAGGGACUUCGAGGACCCCUAUACUACUACUACUACUCCUCCUCCUGGAGCUACUACAACUUCCUCCUCCUCAGCGAACUCCUCUGUGGUGCCCUCUGCUCCUCCUGCCUCUACUGCCCCGUCCCCAUCCUCUCCUUCUCCUGAUGUCAAGUAUGUGUCCCCAAAGCACAGGCUCAUCAAGGUGGACACUGGGGACAAGGGGGCAUCCAGCCCCACCAGCAGCACUAACCCAACUGCCACAAACUCUUCCAGCACUGGAGGAAGUGCCAUCAAGUCCCCACCUGCCACAGCUGUGGCCCCCCAGCUGGAGGACAGCAAACAGGACAAAGUAGUCAUUGUUGAAGACUAUGCAGACCCUUUUGAUGCCAAACAGGGUCCAGGGAACCAGGCAACAGCAGAAACCGUAACCGAGAAUGAUGGCUACAUGGAACCCUAUGAAGCUCAAAAAAUGAUGGCAGAAAUCCGCAGAAGGGGAUCCAAAGAACUGCCUGGAAAACCUUUACACUUAUAUGACACCCCAUAUGAGCCAUCCGAAAAUGGAAUCGAUUCAGAUUGUGAAAAGUCAGAUCAGCGUCCUCGAGAAUCCAGAUUGCCACAAGAUGAUGAGCGGCCUCCAGAAGAAUAUGACCAGCCUUGGGAAUGGAAGAAGGAUCGAAUUUCAAAAGCAUUUGCAGUUGAGAUUAAAGUAAUCAAAGAACUUCCUUGGCCUCCUCCAGUGGGACAGCUAGACAGCAACACAGUCAUCGAGGAAAGUGAUGUGAACACUUCAUUGUCUCAGCAGCCUCCAUCUUCUCCACAUUUGCCCUCCCAGAACAGCCUUGAAGACACCAAUGCCCAGUUUGAUGGUGCUGAUAAAACAGGCAUGUCAUCAUCCAGAGAGGACAGACUCAGACACACGCACAGACACUCAGCUGGGAACUUGAAGGCAACCAAGAAUCCAAGUAUAGAACACACCAACUCAGUGGGAGAAAGGAUAGACCCUUCCCUGCCAUUAGAAAGUCAAUUCUGGUACCACGGUGCAAUCAGCCGCACAGAUGCAGAGAGUCUCCUGAGGCUUUGUAAAGAAGCAAGUUACCUGGUGCGAAACAGCGAGACCAGCAAGAUUGACUUUUCCUUAUCACUGAAGAGCAGCCAAGGAUUCAUGCACAUGAAGCUAUCACGUACCAAAGAAAACCAGUAUAUUUUGGGACAGAACAGCCAACCUUUUGACAGUGUGCCAGACAUAAUCAAUUAUUACACCACCCACAAGUUACCAAUAAAGGGAGCUGAACAUAUGUCCUUGCUCUAUCCAGUUGCAAUCCGGACUUUGUAGCACUGAGCCUGUGGCAGCUAAAGGAACAUGGACUGUCCUAAUUUUGAUCCACAGAAUGGAAAAUAAAACACUAAGUGAUGGUACUUUACAUGGACUUUGAAAAUUAUGAGUGGCGGCUGUUUUUUAAUUUACAGUUCUAGUUUAAGCGUAAUGAAUAAAAGUAAUCCACGUGAAUGGGUACAGUGCCUGUUCUUUCAUAUACAAUGGUCUGGGGCUAUAUGUCCCAACAAGUUGCAAUACUACCAUCUUCAGCUUAAUCUUGUGAUUUUAAAAUACAUUUUGUUGGAUUUCCAUAUAUACUUUUCUGUACACUAGUUGUUCUACAACCAUUAACAACAAGGGCAUUUGAUCCCUAGUUUGCAGUGUGUGCGCGAACGUAUGUAACCACAUUUCUGCAAAAACUUCAGCAAUACUGUAUUAUCUUGUCAUGGUGUAAAGAGGCCAAGUGAACUGAGCAGAUUGUGGACUUGAGUUCAGUUUUUGGGGGCAUGGUGAAUGCAAUAACUACAUAUACGUUUUUUAAAAAGUUUAUUUUUGUAGCAUUAGAUGAAGACUCAUUUUAAGUUCCCCAAUUUUCUCCCAUGAAACACCAUAUUCCCUUUAUUUGAUUGAAUGUUUUAAACUGCAAGUGUGAUUAGUAUUUUAAACCUGAUGCAAGCCUAAUUUUUGUUUUCCAAAGCCUGUAUUUUCUUUUGUUAAAAGAGAACGCUAACAAUAUUUAGAGAGCAACCUGUUUAAAAAAUUUACAAAAUAAGUAAUUAAUACAUAUAUAUAUAUAAUCGAACUGAACUUGAGUUUUUUUUUUCCUUUAAAAAUAUAUCCAUCAUAGUGGAGAACAUCCAACUGUAUUUUCUCAGCUGUUUCAAGUUGACAAGGAGUUUUAUGUGGCCUCAUUCAAUAAGAUUAUGUGACGGGAUGUCCGUUUUGUCUGGAAAGGUGUCCCCGUAGAAUCUGGCCAAACACUGUCUUCACUUUUAAUAAGCCUCUAUAAAGGAAUUUUGUAGAGCUGUACAUUUUUACAUGUCAGCCAACUUAGUUUCUUGGGGUUAUGUGGUCCUUAAAUACUUUACCAAUACCAUUACCUCCCUCUAUCACUAACGAAGGGCUGUAAUGGAAAAUGUCUGUGCUCUUUAGCAGAUAAUUGCACUUACUGUUCACUGCUUAUAUGAUUAAGCCCAGGUUCACACUGCUCGAACAUGAAAGUCACGCAACUUUCAAUCUGACUUAGCCCUGCAACUUCAGUCUGACUUUGAUCCGGCCUAAUGUAACUCUUUACACUCUGUGACAUUGAUGUCGUAUAUAAGUCAGACCAAGGUAGUGCAGGAACCUUUUCUAAAGUCGGAUAGACGUGUGUUGUAUCCGUUAAGACAGCGCUCAUAGGGAAAUUUUUUAUUUCACAUGUCAUCUGACUUUGUGUCUCAAGACCCUAUGUCAUAUCGGUGUGAACCAAGCCUAAUUCUUGGACUGCAAUGUGGUGUUCAACCUGAAAAUGGCCAUUUUAUGAUUAUUUGUCCUGUCUACUGGCUGUAUUUCCAACCAAGUUUAUUGUGCAAUGCUCAAAAGUCAGAACAUGUAUUUAUUUUUUUAUUCCAAAAUAUGUUUUUUCUAAUUAAAUUCAGAAUUUCAUGUCAUGGAUUAGGUUUUGAUCCUUUCUUACAUGAUGUAAGGUCUAUCAAAUAUUAUCUUAGAAAGAACUUCAUGCAAUUUAGAAUCUCUCUACAAACAGUUCAAAUUAAAUGACAUUUUUUAGGGCUCAUGAAUGUAAAAUAAAAACAACAUUUUUAUAAGGAUUGUAGGGGUAAUCUAAUGGUAAUGUUAGGUUAUCCUAGUGCAGAGCCCUAAUCAUUUAGAUUUUUAUUUUUUUUUCCUGCUGUAGGGUAAUUUUUUUAUUUUUUUAAUCCCUUGUGCGUACCUGGAAGUAGAUAAAAAAUAAAGAUUUAUGAGCUACAAAUAUCUGAUAUUUACAAAUGGAUAACCUGUGUAAUGUCGCCCAGUUGAUGAUUUAUUUGGUUGCUAAACAGAGAAAUCAUGUACAAAAUGUUGGUUCUAAGCUUAUCAACAUUGAAUAAAGACCAGAUUGCAGCAACCCUUACCUGCCACAUCAUAAUCAUUUUGUUGGACUUCCCUCCAUGCUAAAUGUCUGAUUGGCUGCUACUACAUACUGUACCCCAUAUCAUUACAUGGAGACAGCCAUAUACUACCUACUAUGACGGAAUUGAUGAAUCACAAAUUUUAAUGGGGUGCUAUAUAUGGUUUUAUGUGCGACAGUGUAAAUGAACAGCUAGAAUUUUGUGAAGGUUUACAAGUAUUUGGUUGCUCUGAACACAAGUAUUUGGUUGCUAAUUUUUCCUUCUAGAAGUGUAAUUUCCCUAUGCAGUCUUCAAAAAAAGUGCCAGUUUUUAUGUAAGGUGUGACCAAAUUUAAAAAAAAAGCUUGUUUAGGACCAUUUAAAAUACAAUAAUCUAAGCAUGGCCCACCUUUAUUAGAAUGGUUGCUCUAAGCCACAAAAUGUUAACAAAAUAAAAUAAAGUCGGGUUUAGGAAGGAUUAGAAAUUUUAUAGAUGUUAAGAAUUGGGAAAACAAUUUAAAAUAUUAUACUUGCUACAGUAUAUUAAUUUGAUAUGUAUAUGUCUUAUUGCCACUGGCACACAGAUAUUGUGUGGACAGAAGUCAAGAUUUACAGGGUGUGGUUUUGUAGCAGUCAGUAAAUCUGACUAAAACCGUUGGGAAGAUAGCAGAGGUAAAUUUACCAUCCCCUGGAAAUCUAGUGUCAAAGCCUUGUUUUUUUUUUUGUUCCCCAUUUCUAUUUAUUUUUUUGUAAAUGCUUAAAUCUCAUUGUUACAACAACAUUAUGCCUUGUAUCUGUCUGCCAGGUGAAAUGUCUUGAGUAUGUUUACCUUGGGGUUGAAGGAAUCUGCUUUUUCCUGCUCUUAAUGUCUGUGUUUCUACUGCUGUUACAAAUUUUACGUUUGUGAAUUUUGCCUUGUUAAAUAAAUACUGUCUAUUUAAUGUAA
Molecule: messenger RNA, 4831 nt
Organism: Rana temporaria (common frog)
Lineage: Eukaryota; Metazoa; Chordata; Amphibia; Anura; Ranidae
Gene: SHF
Product: Src homology 2 domain containing F
Exons: 7
Coding region: 153-1817 (554 amino acids)
Molecular function (GO): phosphotyrosine residue binding
Source: RefSeq, a predicted model, not a curated record